AUGGCGUCUUUUCUGUUUGCUAUCCUUGUUCUCUCAUCAUCCCUUUGCCUUAUUGAUGCUCAUAAUGGUGGUUUCAGUGUUGAGUUAAUCCACCGUGACUCGGUUAAAUCUCCCUUUUACAAUCCUUCCGAAACCGCCUCUGAUCGUAUCACCAACGCCUUGCGUCGUUCCUUCAAUCGUGUUAAUCACUUCAAGCCAAGUUCUGUCUCGACAAAGACGGUGGAAGCUGAUAUUAUCGUCAAUUCCGGUGAAUAUCUGAUGAAUAUAUCGAUUGGCACCCCGGGUUUCGAUAUCGUUGCAAUAGCUGAUACGGGAAGUGAUCUUAUUUGGACUCAAUGCAAGCCUUGUUCUCAGUGUUUCACACAGGAAGCUCCACUAUUUGACCCUAGUAAGUCGUCGACUUACAGGAAGCUUUCUUGCUCUGCAAGUCAAUGUGGCAGUUUUCAACAGAGCUCUUGUUCUACUGAUGAUACUUGCCAAUAUUCAGUUGGUUAUGGCGAUAAAUCUUUUUCGAGAGGCAAUCUUGCUGCCGAUACACUCAACUUGGCUUCGACAACCGGUCGGCCUGUGGCUGUUCCUAAAACAGUCAUCGGUUGUGGACUCGACAAUGGUGGAACAUUCAAUGAGAAAUCCUCCGGAAUUAUUGGCCUUGGAGGCGGUAAAGUUUCACUUAUUUCCCAAUUGGGAACUUCCAUUGAAGGCAAAUUCUCCUACUGCUUGUUGCCAAUUUCUGAAACAGGGAAGUCCACCAAAUUGAACUUUGGCUCCAACGCAGUAGUUUCAGGUGCUGGAGUUGUUUCGACUCCAUUGGUCAAAAGCACACCCGACACUUUCUACUACUUGACCCUUGAGGCCAUCAGUGUCGGAACCAAGAGAAUCGAUUUCACCGGCUCCUCACCCGGUUCAGGUGAAGGCAACAUAAUCAUCGAUUCAGGCACUACUUUGACGUUACUCCCAUCGGAUUUUUACUCGGACCUCGAGUCGGCUGUUGAUAGUCAGAUUAAUGCCACAAGGGCUGAAGGUCCUCAGGGUCUGAGUUUAUGCUACGAAGCUCAAAACGACAUCGAAGUUCCUGCUAUCACCGUGCAUUUCACCAAUGCCGAUGUCGAGCUGAAGCCAUUGAACACCUUCGUCAGGGUAUCUGAUACAACCGUAUGCUUCACUUUCACUGCAAACAAUGAUUUUGCAAUCUAUGGAAAUUUAGCACAGAUGAAUUUCUUGGUUGGAUAUGAUACUGAAAAGCAGACGGUGUCGUUUAAGCCAACUGAUUGCUCCAAAAAUUAGCCUUC
Molecule: messenger RNA, 1289 nt
Organism: Hibiscus syriacus
Lineage: Eukaryota; Viridiplantae; Streptophyta; Magnoliopsida; Malvales; Malvaceae
Product: aspartic proteinase CDR1
Exons: 1
Coding region: 1-1284 (427 amino acids)
Biological process (GO): proteolysis
Cellular component (GO): extracellular region
Molecular function (GO): aspartic-type endopeptidase activity
Source: RefSeq, a predicted model, not a curated record